AUGGCUAAGCUAUCGGCCGAUGAGGCUAAAAUGUGCGCCCUGAUCGCGCCGGACUAUGAAGUAGAUCAGAGUGGGUUGCUAUUUUUCUGUCCGCGAUCGAACACCGAGGUUGACGAUCGUACCGAACUGGCUCGGUUGGUGGUCCCAGAACAGUUACAGCAAGAUUUCUUGCACCACUACCAUACCAGUUUGGAGGGUGGUCACCAAGGAAUCGGCCGUACAUAUCAACGGAUCAGGAUGAAUUUCAACUGGCGUGGAUUGUACCGGAGCGUGCAGCGCUAUGUGGAAGAAUGUGUGGAUUGUAAAACAGGAAAAGGACGACCGGUGGAUCGAGUUGGAUCACCUGGUAAUAUGCAGUCGACGUACCCUUUUCAGAUUAUAGCUAUGGAUCACAUCCCUUCGUUGCCAAGAUCUGUUAAAGGGAACACCGAGCUGUUGCUCUGGGUCGAUUUGUUCUCGGGAUACGUGAUCACAAAGGCAAGCUCGUCCAGAUCAGCCCAGACGAUCGCCGAAAGUUAUGAGGAGUGCGUGUUCAGACGAUUCGGUGCGAGCGAGGCGAUACGUCAUGAUCGUGAGCCGGGAUUUAUGUCUGAUUUCUUCCGAGAGUUCAAUCGAAUCGCGGGACAAAAACAGCGAGCCGCUAUGGCAUAUAGACCACAAGCUAACGGUACGGCCGAACGCAUGGUGCAGACGCUGACUCGAUCGAUUAAGAUGUACGUUAUGGAUGAAAACCAAAAGGACUGGGACGAAUACGCGGAGCGAUUGACAUAUGCGAUCAAUACCGCUCACGAUCGAAUCCGGGGAGAUACGCCUUUCUACUUGAUCCACGGUUGGGAUCCAAGAUCGACUUUGGAAGCGACCCUACCGUUGGGAAGCACCAAACCCCGGGAUAGAGAUGCGCGAAGAUGGAGAUAUGGUAUACAACGUCAGUACCAACGUGCUCAAACAGUAGUGAAUGGACGACUGAAGGAUGCAAUCAGAGGCCGAGCCGAUCGACAUAACGAAGACAGAGAGUUGCGGGAUAUCAAUCGUGGGUCACGAGUGUGGUUAUAUCUGGACCGAGUUAAGGAAGGAUACGCACGAAAUUUGGCCCAUAUGUGGCAUGGACCUUUUCGAGUGGCUGAGAAGUGCGGCGAUCGUGCAGUAAAGUUGGACAUCGCAGGCACGCCGUACAGACUAUUCCCAAUAGUCCACGUAUCUAAGCUGAAGCUAGUUCGCGUAUUCCCGGAACGUCCAACAGGCAGUUUGAUGGUGGAGGAGGCAAGUCGAUUGAAUUUUGAAGAAGCACUGCUGCCGGAAGAUAGCUGGGAGGGUAACCUAGAAGCGGACGAGUAUGAAAUCGACAAGAUCGUUGAUGUGCGCUCAGGACGGAGAACGAGAUAUGGCCGAAUCCAUAAGCAGUACCUAGUACAGUGGAAGGAAUACGACGAUCCAACCUGGAUUGAUGAAGCUGAUUUAAACUGUGGAGCUCUGUUACAGGAUUUCGAUCGCGAUCGGGUUAGCAGGAAUCGUUUCGAGACAAUGCAAUCACACGAAGAAGAAGACCGAGAAUAG
This is a messenger RNA of Peronospora matthiolae, 1554 nucleotides long. NCBI's taxonomy places the organism in Eukaryota, Oomycota, Peronosporomycetes, Peronosporales, Peronosporaceae. The record is from the annotation of a GenBank genome assembly.